Messenger RNA from Ambispora gerdemannii, 609 nucleotides. The record is from the annotation of a GenBank genome assembly. Lineage: Eukaryota; Fungi; Glomeromycota; Glomeromycetes; Archaeosporales; Ambisporaceae.
AUGCUUGACACUGAAAAUAGAUAUCCAAGCGACGAAGAAAGCAGCGAUGAAUUGGAUCCACGCCCACUUCAAUCGGAUGAAUUUCGAAUUAUUCAUAAAAAAUGUUUUCAUUAUGAAAAAUUUAGAACAAAUUUUGCAUGGACAACUGGCAAUUUGCAACUUGAUUUAAUUAUACAAGAAAGCCAAGCUGAGGCGAAUAUAAGCGGUGACUAUCUUGAAGAUAUUCCUUAUGAACAAUUUGAGCUGGUUGAAUUUCACAAAGCUGGAGCAUUUAGUGAAAUCUAUUCUGUUAUUUGGUUAGAGAGACCUAAGUGGGAUUGGAACGAAAACACUCAAGCUUGGUCUCGGGGUGGACCAAUAAAAGUCACGCUGAAGAAACUUAAAAAUUCUCAAAACUUGAAAGUAGAGAAUACACUGAUUAUCGAAAAUCAACCCAACUAUAAUUAUUAUCAAGGUCGUGUUGGCGUAGUAACUAUCGCGGUCCCUACCACCAUAACGAAAAAUAUAAAACUAAAGAUUAGGCGUGGCGUUUAUUCCUUGAUGAUAAUUUAUGGACUAAAUAAAUUCCUUACCAAAACUCGAAAUACAUUGUCACUUCCAACAAAAUGA